Molecule: messenger RNA, 2049 nt
Organism: Penicillium alfredii
Lineage: Eukaryota; Fungi; Ascomycota; Eurotiomycetes; Eurotiales; Aspergillaceae
Product: ChAPs family protein
Exons: 6
Coding region: 1-2049 (682 amino acids)
Biological process (GO): Golgi to plasma membrane transport
Cellular component (GO): exomer complex
Molecular function (GO): protein binding
Source: RefSeq, a predicted model, not a curated record
AUGGUUGCGCCCGCUGUCCCUGAGAUCCAUGAGGAGGAGGAUAUCUAUGUCGCAGUCGAUGCGCGCACCGAGUCCUUGCAGACCUUGCGAGAACUAGGACCCCCGGACUUGGUAUAUUUGGUUAAGCAGCCCAAGGCCAAUUCAACCCGUCAGACCGGUGUCUACCACCAUGUCACUGGAAUUGAUGCCUCCUCGUCCGCCAGUCUAGCAGCCUACGUCAACACCCUCACGUUUUCACCUCUCGACAAAACGCACAAAGUGGUAUCGGGGAUUUACUGUUGUUACAAUGCCUUCUCCCAUCUCGAUAUGCGUGUGGAAGUCAAGAUUCCCGGAAGCUUGGAGAGCUACUGCAUUGAUGAGCGAGGUGACAAGCGUGUGGCUACGGAGGCCCUCUGGCUUGAAACAUUCCUUUGCGCCGUCCUCAGAGCUUACCUGUAUGCGGAUGAUGGGAGUGGAGAUGCCAUCAAGAAGAUUGUUGGAGUUCGACGCUUUAAUCCGGUGACGAAUACGGAGAUGGAGCACAAAUUCUUGGACGCCGCCGAAAAGCUUUUCUUCUACGGACGCCAGCUGAGCUCUGACCCGGAAACCCAGGUUCCAAACACCGUGAGCAACCACUUGACAUCGGGGAUCCUCAAGUACGUCCAUACCACCGGUCGCUACACCUCCGGGAUCAACCUCUUCGAGAAGCUCCGUUCACGAGAUGUGGAGGUCUCAUCGCUCUUGGCUCGAGUACAGCUUAUGGCUGACGAGGAGGUACAAGCUGUGCGCUUGAUGUACGAUGCUUUGCAAGACGUGCCAAUGGACUAUGCCCUGCUUGACAGCCAGGCAGCAUUUUGCCAAAGCAAGGGCGAAGGUGAUAUGGCGUUGGCAUGCGCUAAACGGGCGGUGACUGCUGCGCCGAGUGAAUUCAGCACCUGGGCUCGUCUGGCCGAGGUAUACGUUGGUCUGGAACAGUGGGAUCUGGCGCUCCUGACUCUCAACUCCUGCCCUAUGUUCACUUAUCAGGAUAAAGACACCCCGCGCAUGCCGCAGCCGUCUCGCAUCAUGCUCCCGAUCCUUGCUGAGAGCAUGCUUGAUGAAAUUGAUGAAGGGCAGCCGAAGCAGGGAGACCCUCACGACUACGUCCAUCCUUCUCUUCGAAAACUGCAUGCGGCGGGCUACCAGGGGACAUUCUUGAAGGCGUACAAUCUGUUGACGAAAAUCGCUGCUGCCAUUGGCUGGGACCAACUUCUGAAGGUUCGCAGCGAAGUCUUUGUGAUGGAAGAGGAAUACCGGGUGGAGCGAAACCAUGUGCCCAAGCCCGCCCAGUCACUCGAGGCAGAGACCAAUGGGGAUUCUGCCGAGCGUGAGGCCGAUUCGGGCUCUGUCUCGGGUCCCAGUCCCUCGGAGGGGCAAUCCUCAGAGACUGCCACUAACGGUAAUGGUGAAGGGAACCAGACCGAUAACUCUAUUGAGCGGCCCGAGCAAACAGUGGCUUCCGAGGUCGUCAAGUCUGGCAGCGAGGAUCCCGACCCAUCUCAUAGUACAUACACACAGUUCCGGAAUAAGCGCCUGUGUGAGCGAUGGUUGGACAACCUGUUCAUGGUUCUUUACGAAGAUCUCCGCAUCUACACCAUCUGGCGUACUGAGAUGGCUCAGUUCCGUCAGCAGGCGAUGGAAUACAAGAAGUCAGCCACGGAGUGGGAGAUUCUUGGUGAGCUUGCCGAGCGUCUGCACCACUUCGACGAGAGCAUCGAGGCCUACCAGAACUGCCUGGUGACGCGGUUCUCACCCAAGGCCAUGCGUGGGAUUCUUAAGCUCUACGAGCAGAAAAACGACACAAGAGGAAUGCUGGGCGCGCUGAUUCGCCUUAUCGCGUGGCAGUAUCGUUGGUACUCGGAGUUCUCGCCCGAGCUCUUGCUCUUGGUCCGCAAGCUCAUCGAGGGCGAAGGUGCCGUCAAGGUCCGCAGUAUCGUCCAGGCUACCAAUCUGCCGCAGCCGGUUCUCGACCUCACACAUCAGUACUGUCAGCUCUGUGCGACCUUCCGCAGCAGCGGUAGCGACACUUAG